AUGCGAGCGCUCAUUCUACUCCUUACGUUGCUGCUCUCCACAGCCCUUCAAACCACCAACAAGAAGGUGUCUGUCAAAGAAGUCGUCUUCGACAGUGCGGUAGCCGACAUGCUAUGGCUCGGUAUUGACAAUAAGGUUGUCCUAGUGAGAACUACUCGUGGGAGAAUCUACAGAUCGAUCAACGGUGGUGACGUUUGGGAUGAAAUCACAAACGCUCUUGUGAGCAGGCAUACCUUCUACCAGGCCGUCUCACAAGGCAAUAAAUUCCUCAUCAGUAAUGGCUUCAUUUUCGUGGCCAAAUUAGUUGAUAAAAAUUCCCAGAGUGUCAAGUUGAUGGUGUCAGCUGACGGUGGUGAACACUUCACUGCAGCUAGGCUGCCUGUGAAACUAGAAGAGAAAAGCUACACUAUACUCGACACCAGUGAAGGUGCUGUAAUGCUUCAUGUGAAUCAUGACUCUCCUGGCAGUGGUGGAGUCGGCAAUGUCUAUGUCAGUGACAAGGAUGGGGUCCGAUACAGUCUCAGCUUACCAAACAAUGUUCGAGGCAGCAAUGGUGACUGUGAAUUCGAUAAAGUACUCUCCCUUGAAGGAGUGUACAUGGCCAACUUCAUGGACACUGAUCUCGACAAUGACGGUUACGAUGAGGAUAUCUCCUCUGCUCACUUUGAAUCUCAGGAAACUGAGGACGCCAGUUUUGGUAUGGGUCGUCAGCAUGGCCGUGGGAAGGCGGGAAAGGACGAAAGCNNNNUGAGCUCAGCUGAGGAAAGCGAACAUAUACUCCUACUCCAACACUGCAACGUUGGUCCCUAUCUGCGCUUUGAAAAUGACGAGGUGAACACCUACCUUUCUCGUGAUGGUGGUCUUACUUGGAUAGAAGCGCACAAAGGUGCCUACAUAUACGAGUUCGGCGACCACGGAGGUCUGGUCGUGAUGGCUGAUGACAUUCACAAAACUCGUCAAGUGGUGUUCUCUUGGAAUGAAGGCCACAGCUGGUACGACUUUGAUGUGUCCGAGCACGCAAUGGCCGUUGACAACAUCGUCACUGAGCCGACUUCGACUUCCACGAAGUUCUUGAUGCAUGGUACACGAAGUGAUGCUGGUGUUCUCUACCACAUCGAUUUCGAUACAUUGGGCCAACCUCCAUGCCAGGGCGCGUGGGCGGCGGACUCAGCCGGCAGUGACUAUGAAACGUGGAUACCGAGUGAUGGGAGGACUACUGGCGAUGCUUGUCUGCUGGGUAGAGUCAUCAGCUACGUCAGACGGAAGAAGGACUCUGAGUGCUUCAAUGGUGAGAAAUUUGAGAGGCCUGUAAUACGCCAUAACUGUCCCUGUACGAAAGAGGACUUUGACUGUGAGCUCGGCUUCGCCCGGAAGAUCGGCAGCGUCGACUGCAAGCCUGUAGACGUUGAUGCGUGUACUUCCUCUGGCAUGUUCUUUGCUGAUGCUUACAGAAAGGUUGUCGGGGAUACGUGUGAAGGGGGAUGGCGUCCUCAAAAGGAGCGAGUGCCCUGUCCUAGCCACAGUCCAUUCUCCAGGGGCGCUGUAGCAACCCUGAUGAUUAUCGGAUUUCUGGUAGCUCUCAUGUUUGGUGGAACUUAUGUGUCUGGAUCAGAGAGGUGGAAGAAUACUAUCGGCAACUAUGGCUUCGAGACGCUGGAAUACGUGAAGUACUCGACGAUUGGUCGCAGUGCUAGGCUUGCUGUUAGUGCCACUGACGAUAUGAACCCUGACGACUUCGACGACGCCCCGCAACUUGAGCAUUACUCAUCUAACGUGGGCAAGCACAAGAAGUUCGACGAGACUGGGGAAGAGCUCAGGAGCAUAGAGUCUCCUAGGAGCAGUGAGAGCUCAGGAGAAGGCGGGGGCGGUGUACCCGACUUGCUCGGCAUUGACGAUGAAGAUGAAGAUUCGACCGACUCGACGGCUCAAGUUCGGAUGCGGUCUGGUGGUCUGGCCUCGGCUACCGGGGUUGUCCCCAGGCUGCAGCCUCCUCCUACUGGUCCCGCCAGUAGACACACCAACGCCGAGCAUGGUGAUGAUGGGCCGCUACUGUAG
Perkinsus marinus ATCC 50983 is the source of this 2055-nucleotide messenger RNA. RefSeq lists its product as hypothetical. Gene Ontology annotation, biological process: post-Golgi vesicle-mediated transport. The record is from RefSeq and is a predicted model, not a curated record. Lineage: Eukaryota; Perkinsozoa; Perkinsida; Perkinsidae. Gene Ontology annotation, cellular component: membrane; Golgi apparatus. The coding region runs from base 1 to 2055 and encodes 684 amino acids. The transcript is spliced from 21 exons.